Molecule: messenger RNA, 2631 nt
Organism: Danio aesculapii
Lineage: Eukaryota; Metazoa; Chordata; Actinopteri; Cypriniformes; Danionidae
Exons: 2
Coding region: 146-1270 (374 amino acids)
Biological process (GO): regulation of transcription by RNA polymerase II
Cellular component (GO): nucleus
Molecular function (GO): RNA polymerase II cis-regulatory region sequence-specific DNA binding; DNA-binding transcription factor activity, RNA polymerase II-specific
Source: RefSeq, a predicted model, not a curated record
GGAGAUUAAAGAGGAGGAACAUCAUGUCAAAAUUGAUGAAAAUGAUUUACAGACUGAUGGUAUUUUGAAAAGGAGAGACAAGAAUCGCUUCACCUGCACUCAGUGUGGAAAGAGUUUGGCUAGACAAAGCAGUCUUAAGAUUCACAUGAUGAUCCAUACUGGAGAGAAACCAUACACAUGCACUCAGUGUGAGAAGAGUUUUAGCCGAUCAUCAGCCCUUAAACGACACAUGAUAAUCCACACUGGAGAAAAACCAUUCCCAUGCACUCAGUGUGGGAAGAGUUUCAGCUACUCAGCAAACCUUAAACUACACACAAGGAUCCACACUGGAGAGAAAUUAUUCACAUGCACUCAGUGUGGGAAGAGGUUCUACCAACUGGCACACUUUAAUCUACACAUGAGGAGCCACACUGGAGAGAAACCAUACACAUGCACUCAAUGUGGGAAAAGUUUCAGCCACACAUCAAACCUUCAUAAACACUGGAGGAUCCACACUGGAGAGAAACCAUACACAUGUACUCAGUGUGGGAAGAGUUUCGGCCACCCAUCACACCUUAAUAAACACUGGAGGAUCCACACCGGAGAGAGACCAUUCCCAUGCACUCAGUGUGGAAAGAGUUUCAGGCGACCAUCAGUCCUUAAUAAACACAUGAAGAUCCACACUGGUGCAAGAGAGUAUAUAUGCUUUGAUUACCUAAUUGAAGAGUAUGAGGAGAUUAAAGAGGAGGAACAUCAUGUCAAAAUUGAGGAAAAAAGUCAUUUACAGACUGAUGGUAUUUUCAAAAGAAGAAACAAGAAUAGUUUCAUCUGCACUCAGUGUGGAAAGAGUUUUGGAAGAAAAAGCAGCCUUAAGAUUCACAUGAUGAUCCACACUGGAGAGAAACCAUUCACAUGCACUCAGUGUGGCAAGAAUUUUAGGCAAUCAUCAGACCUUAAUCAACACAUUAGGAUCCACACUAGAGAGAAGCCAUUCACAUGCACUCAGUGUGGGAGGAGUUUUAGCCACUCAUCAAACCUUAAUAUACACAUGAUGACCCACACUGGAGAUAAACCAUUCACAUGCACUCAUUGCGGAAAGAGUUUCUGCCAAUUAUCACACUUUAAUAUACACCUGAGGACCCACACUGGAGAGAGACCCUACACAUGCACUCAGUGUGGGAAGAGUUUCAGCUGCUCAUCACACCUUAAUCAACACAUGAAGAUCCACACUGGAGAGAAACCAUACACAGUUCACACUGUGAAAAGAAAUUCAGAGACUUGCGAACCCUAAAAAAACAUGAAAGGAUUCACACUGUAGAGCAGUGGUGCCCAAACUUUUAAGUAUAAAGGGCCAAAAACCACAUAUUAUUGAGAGCUGUGGGCCGAAGGUAAAUAUACCAAACUAUAUUACAUUAGUUGCCAUGGGUAAUUUCCUAAUUCAUAAUAUUUCAAAAUAAGAAGAAACCAUUACUUUAAGUCAUGCUAACUAAUGCAGUAUAACUUUUUAAAUGAUAACUCCUUGCAAUAAAACCAAACAGUCACAUUUAUAACACUGUGGUGAAUGCUGAAUACACUCCUGCAGAAUCUGCCUUUAACACGUGCAACCAAACGUGCCUACUGACAAAUUUUGCCAAAAGAGCAAAAUGAAAGGAACGAAAGGAAGGAUAUUAUAUGCCACAGUUUGAAACGGCUGAGUGACGGUGUACUGUUUUCCAACACUUCGACACCCCUGCAUUGCAGUAAGCAGGGUUGUAAAUGUGUUGAUGUGAUGGCGGCUGAGAGAACAGUUUCAUAAACCUCUGGUAAACAGCACAACUGCGGCACGUCUCUUCUUUACAGUGUUUCAUAAUUGCUGAGGACAGACACUGAAUGAUGCAGAUAUGUACAAACUCAUAGAGAAGAUAUGAAGUGACGAGGUGGGCUUCUGGUCUGGUGUGUGCUCCUCUCUUAGUCUUUAAAAUCUUACUGUAAGGCUAGUGUUGUUAUGGAUUAUGUUCUCUGUCUGUCCAUGGCCUCCGGCUGGGAGGUGCUGUAUUUUUUUUUUUAUCACUGCCACAUCACACUCUGCAACAACCCAUCCCAGUGAAUCCUGAAUGUCCAUGUCCCAUGAAUCCAAAAGAACAACAUCAUCUGCAAAUAGCAGAGAUGAAAUCCUCCGGUCCUCCUUCUUAAAAAUAGGAACCACCAGCUCAGUUGCCCUGUCUAGAGGUACUGUAUCCUAACUCAACAUAGAAGCAUGUUAGCCAAGACAGCCCUACAACUUCCAGAGACUUGAGCUACAUAGGGUGGAUAUCAUCCACCUCCGCUGCUUUGCCUCUUUUCUGUUUGAAAAUAUGUAAAAAUGCAAUUUUAUUUGAGCUCAUUCUUCAGUUUUUUUUGUCACCUGAGAAUUACAGACUUUAAAAUGUGGCGACUGACCAAUCAGAAUCAAGUAUUCCAGACAGCCGUGUAAUAAUCCCAGAUAACAACCACAGAAACUAAUAGUCACUGAUCACAUCAAUAUGCAUAACACAUUCACAUCUGUCAAGCUGCUGUUUUAACCGUUUGGCUCCAUCUUGUGUCUGAAUAAUAUGUAGGUUAGCAUAUGCUCCAUUCAGAAAUGUUGGUUUCUGUUAGCUUUGUCUUUUUAAUAAAGAUCUUACACUAUACUCA